Molecule: messenger RNA, 879 nt
Organism: Fulmarus glacialis (Northern fulmar)
Lineage: Eukaryota; Metazoa; Chordata; Aves; Procellariiformes; Procellariidae
Gene: TTPA
Product: tocopherol (alpha) transfer protein
Exons: 5
Coding region: 1-879 (292 amino acids)
Cellular component (GO): membrane
Molecular function (GO): phosphatidylinositol bisphosphate binding
Source: RefSeq, a predicted model, not a curated record
AUGGGUCUGCGGCGUCCCGGGGGUCCAAGUCUUUCGGUGUUUCGGCGGUGGGCGGUAGCAGCAGGGUCAGCAGUGGGCGAUGCCUUCCGGGGUCGUCUUGGCAGUCCCUUUUAUUCCUGUUCAAGGGCUGUAGUUUCCAUGGCAAUGUCACGUUGCUACAUUCCUGUGCUCAACCGAGUCUUGCACACAGCGCAGCCCCUGCAAACCGGAGGUCUCCAUGGCCUUGCAGCCGCUCUUACCUUACUGAAGAAUUACCAGAACUGGAGAAUUGAAUGCCCAGAAAUAAGUGCAAAUUUACAACCAUCUUCUGUUCUUGGUCUUUUGCAUGCUGGGUAUCAUGGAGUCCUGAGAUCAAGGGACCCACAUGGAAGCAAAGUGCUAAUAUACAGAAUUGCACAAUGGGAUCCCAAGUUAUUUACAGCAUACGAUGUGUUUCGAGUAAGCCUUAUCACGUCUGAACUCAUUGUAAAGGAGAUUGAGACUCAGCGGAAUGGAGUCAAGGCUAUCUUUGAUCUUCAGGGGUGGCGAUUUGCUCAUGCAUUUCAAAUCAGUCCAGCAGUGGCCAAGAAAAUUGCUGCUGUACUCACAGAUUCCUUUCCACUAAAAGUUCGAGGUGUCCACUUGAUUAAUGAGCCUUUAUUCUUCCACCCAGUCUUCGCUCUAAUUAAGCCUUUUCUCACUGAAAAAAUAAAAGAACGGGUGUAUAUGCAUGGAAAUAACUACUUGCAGAGUCUGACCGAACACUUUCCGGUCAGCAUUCUCCCACAGGAAUAUGGCGGGAAGGAAGUCUCCAUUGAAGAGCUGGCCAAGGAAUGGACUGACUUUAUAAUGGCAUCUGCAGAUUAUCUUCGGAGCAUUUCUCUGGUUACCCAGGACUAA